CUUGGAGCUGUUCAGACCGCUGCUGCUAUCUGUGCGGCGAGCGAGUGGUGACGAACAGACCUACCCUGGUCACGGAGCACCGUAGCGACGCGGUCAGUACAGCGAGUGACGAACGAAGACGUACUAUUAGCGAUAGUAGUGUCACAGCCGACAGAAGGUCGACUGUCAGUCACUGUGCUCGGUAACAACUCGCGGAGUGCGGUCGUGGAGAACUGCAGCCACAAUGGCAUCCGUAGUAGAGCAGGCGUGAGGAGAGGCGGCAGCCCCGAAAAGGGAGAAAGACUAGAGCAAGAGUCACAUGUGAAACGAACCGGUAACUGACGCCAGCCAACGGUAAAGGCAAUGGGGUGGCCAGGGCGGGUAGUCCCUUGAGUAUCAGGCGCAUAAGCAUACAGAGCUUCUAUGAGAAGGCGUUGAACAGGCGCGCUCUUCGAAAACAAACUAACACGACGGGCCGUCCGUCUGCAGCAGUAGUAGGGUAGUGAAUCCCAGGACCAAGCAGGACAGUGAACGAAUCACAGACAUACAGGACAGCGGCUUCCAGUAUUAGUUCGACGCGGGCGAAACUCUGAAGCUGCGAUCGGCGACUGCUUGCCGCUGAUGCAUUCCAGUUGGCCGUCGCUGUGACUGUUUCUAACGCGAUUGCUUCUCGAGCGAACGUACAGAAGAGCUCUAAGAAACGCUUCUGCACUGAGGAAAAAAGAAGGGUUCGGUCGCUGGGUCUGACUGGCUUCACCGGUACGAUACAGUCUGAUGUGCUACGUUACGUGCCAACCUGUUUCGUUGAUGCUGUAUACAAUAACCUGGUGAUACAAUGAUUUGUAUUUUGGCUGAAGCAGCAAAUCUAGCGAUAGAAAAUUGGCAUUAGUUGUGGGGAGCCGUUCGUGUCACGUGAUAAAACUCUUGCUGCAGGUUUUUCGUUAGCGACUACAAAGUGCAACCGCAAGAGAGGCAAAUGGCGGUUAGGUGGCAAUAACUGUAGCAUCAGUGCCACCAUCACGAAUCGGAAGGAAGGUCAAACAUGCGCAUUCGAUCCUCAGUGCCGAGAACAGUGCACAGAGGCUAACAAUCCUAACCGAAGAGCUAGUCUGUUCAAGAUAAAAGUGAAUGGGUUUAGCGUUUGUCUGAUAAAUAAUAGAGUACGUCUCUGCUUUAUUUAUCUUCUUUAAUGUUGAAGCCUUCGAUGGAGGGGAAGAACAGCAAGCGAAGACUGACCGGUGAACGGCGCGUCGUUUGAAUAGACGCUACCAAGACAACGGUCCUGGUGCGUGCGCGACACAGCUUCGAUACUAGUUGUCAAAAACAACGUAAGGGUGAUCCAGAGUGCUUCGGAGAGAUUGGAGCGCUUGGCGUCCACCAACCAACGAUUAUUCGCAGCAGUGUAACUGUGAAGAAAAUUUAUGUGCAACUUCAUUUGUUAUUGUUACUAUGUGAAGAUAAACAGUUAUACGUAUUCGUUGACGUGUCUCUGUUCUCUACCGUCGGAUACACGCAUCCUAGAGGUUCAUCUCUCAACGUAAAACGUUACGGCCGAUCUGAUAGGUGACAGGCAGGGACAGUGGCAGCUAACAGUCGUACUUGAUUGAGCCUGGUUUCAAAUGACUCUGUUUUUACAUAUAAAUAGCUCUGAUACAUUUAGAAUUUUCGGUGUCUGCCCGCUCAUCUACGAGCAGCAACUUAAUAAUUCUUAUCGGUUAUUUCUGGAGAGAUUUGUUUCGUGACACGAUAGAUCAACAGAGUGUGUCGUACAUCAACGAAGUUAUACGAACGGGAUUUGUGAUAAAACUGAUGAUAUUGGCCAGUGGAGCUGAUAUGGGAGUCAAUCCAUUAUUACAUCGACUGGAAUACAAAUUGUCUCUCUGUUCAAAUGUAUUGUAAAGUGUUUUGUGGAUUUUCGUGAAAGUUUCAUUUCAUUGACAUUUUGGAUUUGUCUGCCACCGUAGCCAGCCCAGAACGGACCUCACAGCUGAUAAGAUCAGAAAGGCCACGCUGGAGCUCAUCUUUGUUUUUUUUCGCGCAAUUUUCCUUAUCAGACAGAAAUCGAACUACCAGCUUCACGAUCAUCGUCAAGCAGUGUCUGUGUGCGGAUACACGAUGCGCACGGAUUCCCUAUGAGAGCGUACACUGACCACGAGAGUGACUGCAGACAGCGCGUCGUUCAAGGGACUCCUACAUAUACGCAGGAGGAUGGGGCGAAACCUUCGAUCAGUAUUCACCCGUUGCGACGCACCGUUGCCCCUGGGACGUAAAUAUGUCGCCAUCAAAUUGCUCACCAAUCAGACACUCUACUUCGCUGUUGAGUUGAAAUGCACAGUGCAGGACAUCUUCGAUCAGCUGUGCUGUUACCUGGGCAUUGUUGACUCGCAACUGUUUGGCCUGGCCAAGCAGGUGCAAUCAGGAGCCGUAACUGGCGAGUCACCGGAGUUCUGUUUCGUCGAACAGGGGGCGCGACUGGCGAAGCUUGCGCCUAAAGGAUGGAAGGGACCGACCUCAGCUGGGCUGGAUGGUCACGGUCGACCGUUGAUCACGUUACACUUGCGGGUCCAGUAUUUUGUAGACUGUAUGAUGUUCGUCCAGCAAGAUCGGGUAGCGUGUCAGCAUUAUUAUCAACAUGUCCGUGCGAAUCUGCUGGCUCAUGACUGGGCUAUGAGUCAGGAGAAAGCAUUUAUUCUGGCAUCAUUAGCUCUCCAGGCCGACCUCGGGAACUACGAUCCGGCGAGGCAUCGAGGUCGAUAUUUUCAACCUAACCAGUAUUUUCCCUGGAACAUUGUCCAGACCGUUGGCGAGUCAUUUAUUGUUGCUAAUUUGCCACUCAUGCAUCGGGAUCACCGCAACCUCAAUCGAGGGUCGGCACAACUGGCGUUCAUCAAGGAGUCACAAGAGUUCGCAAUGCAUGUUUAUCGGGUACAACAGAAGAAGUCCAACUUUGACUUCACUUUACUAGGCGUGUCAGCACAGGGAAUUCAGGUAUAUCAGCCGAUUACAACACCGGUUCUAGCUUGUCAAAGCUGUAACGUUGUCAUCACAAGGGAGACGGUAUUUCCCUGGUCGGACAUUUCGAAGUUGACAUUUGACCGGCGGCGAUUCGAGGUUCGCCUGGAGGGACGGUGUCGCCAGUUGCUCAAGUUCGUCUAUAACUGCCCCUCUGAGGCGGUCGCCGGCUCUAUUCUUGAACUGUGUAAACGUACUCACCAGUUCAAUAUGGUGAUGCAGCCGCGUCUAGCGGAGCUCCGGAAUGUCGAACGUCGCAACCGAGUGACCAAGUAUCGUGAGUCGUACAUUUGCGAGCCGGACGAAACAGUCCGUCCAUGCGUCCACCAUGGUGGGACACAAACUUCAGUUAAAAGCGCGCUUCUCGGUACUAACGCAUUAAAUAGCGCAUUGAGUCGGCAUGGCUCGCCAGCGUUGAGCGGUAGCGACCCACGGAUAUCAGUAAUAAGCAGCAGCUCAUCAAAUACGACAUCGGGCGUGAUGUCCGAUAAACCACAGUCGCCAGAAAGCGAAGAAGAGGACGACUCUCCCGCUCCAGCCGCUGUGUCCCUCGAAUCAUUACCAUCAUCACACUUGAACAAAGACACGAGCGGCGGCUACUCUGAUUACGGCACCCUGGAGAACCUUAACAAAAAGGCGCUAUCUGAGCACAAUCUCAGCUAUCAUAAUAAGCUGCUUUCAGCAAAAAAUGUCGUGGCCGCUACUGGGGGCCAUCGUGGAACGAACACGCCCGACGCGAUGCAGUCGUACGUGAUCACUAAUAGGGGUAGCGGUUACUCCUCGAGGUGUCUCGCAUCAACUGAUGAAAUUAAUUUCUCAACGUCGUUGCUAAAGUCCGUGCCGGAAACAUCUACGUUGGAUAAAGCGAUCAGCCUUGAUAACAUUGCCUUAGCCAAUGCUUCCUUUUAUCAUCAUCAUAAACCACAAACUGAUUUGCGGAUAGCUGUUUCAUACGUGGAUGCUAUGAAGGCCAAUUCCGAGGAGUAUCUGUCGGACAGUUGCACGCCUCAGAAGGCCACCCCUCUGUACCUGAAGAAUCCGCACGCGCAACUUCGUGGCGCUCCACAACCUGCUACUCGGAGCACGUCGUUUGCGGGCCACCAAAAACCGCGACCUCCGCCGGUAAAGCCGCGCACCAAAAUAGGCAUUUCAUCACUUUCGCGUAAUCCGAACAACAAAGUGUGCUCUGAGCCGGAACUAUUACACUUGGCAAAGUCGCAAUGCGAUCUAACGUCGUACAGCUCCAUCGCAGCACCAGCGGCAAGCGUAAACGUCAGUUCGGACUCGUUGGACUCCGCAGAUGUUCUAGAUGAGGUGCGGCUCAAAUCCUCACAGCAUAACUUGCCUUUCAUGAGCGCGCUGUGUCAGGAUCGGUCCCUGAUACCGAAAACGGUACCAAACCUGCGCCAGAAUCCCACAGCAGGCAUUAAUGAUAGCCGAAGGUUCAGUUACUGUUCGUAUCUGCUCGCCGAUUCGCCGCGUUCCCUUCCCGCAAUAUCCGGUGGUCUUUUCAAGUUUACGUCCCUGGGCAAUAUGGCCUUGACGACCCAGCUAUCGGCCAUCCCACAUCCACCGGCACCGCUUCGUCAAAUGAUCCCUCAUAAGCUCUCGCAAGAAAACAACAACCCCAACAUGCAGCUCUCACAUCGCAAAGCGGUUGUUUUCUGAAUUGUCGACCCAGGGUUUUCAGCUGGACUGUCUGUGCGCAUCAACGGCAUAGUUAUUAUUCGACGUUGCUGCCGCUAUGCGCUUACGUACUCCGCUGUGUUUGUGAUCAAAUGGUUGCCGAAGUUAACUGGAAAGGCUGCCAUGAUGUAAGAGCCAGUAUCGUGAACUUUGAUGUGUAUCGGAAUAGCAUAAUUUCGUCACAAUAGAUUCAUUAUUGUUCACGCAUAGCUCAGGCUUAUUAUCAUGGAUCUGUCAUUUCUGGACCCCUAGCUCGAGUUCACGGACAACUGUUAUAGCAUGGCGUAUGGAUAGAUACUUAAGGUAAUAUAGACUGGUAAAUCCGUAAUCAAUAUUCAGAGUACAAGUUGGAUACAAGAAAAGAGAAAUGGUUUAUGUACACACACAAAAACACACCCACACACACACACAAACACACACAUACAUCUAUGUCAAAAAAUGGUAACCAAAACAGAGGCCAGAAUUUAAUAUGAAUAUGUAAAAGACUGACUUUAUCAUCAUUCGGCCACUCUCUAUUGAGCUGCUAUUGUUAAAAGUCUAGUUAUUUCUAAGAACCCAUUAAAAGUGCUCUUCCUGCUCAGGUAAGCCUUUGAAGCGAGCACAACUAGUUAAUUAGCAUCCAAGAAGGUUAACAAUUAAGUCCGCGCCAGUAGCGUAGGUUUCGAAAUUUUACCCUCUUUUCUAUUAUUUUUUGGCAUUCUUUGGAAAAAACGGCACCUAUAGACGCAACAGUGUCAUAAGAGGUUUUCCUCCGUAGUCGAGAGGCUUUCCAUUUUAAUAGAUCUGGCAAAACAAGCUUCUCUUUCCCAAGUAGCUAAUGACACCUUGCCAGAAGCAUUACACAGGCUUAAAAAGGUUUCACAAUGACAUCGAAAUCUAGGAUACUGCAGGAAAUUUUAAGCCUGUCGUUAUCUGAGUAUCCCUUAACCCGCGGUCGCUGAAGGCUCGACUUGCCGCUAUGCCUUUGAUGCACAGCGUGAUCAAGUCCAAUAGCCCUUCAGAUACAAUAUAGUUAGUAUUGACCGUAAUUCCAGUUGAUUUUAUAAUUUGUAUGAGGAACGUAAGAUUUCCAUAAAGGUUGUACGUAUUUGACACGAAGUACUAAGCACAUUCAUGGGCAAUACUGUAACUGUAGAAGCAACAUUUUCAUGUGGCAUCAAAGCAAUACAUCGAAGAUACUGUUUACCGCCGAAUUACAUUGUACAAUAUAUAUAUAUAUAUAUAUAUAUAAAGAGCGUUGAUGAGGUUUGCGACUACAGGGCGGAUAGAAAAACGCUUGUUUUUCACACAGUAGUAAUAAUCAACCAUUGGGCAUUGAUUCUGUCAAGUUCGACGUCCCCGUAAAUCACCCGUUUUGCUGGCGUCGUCGUAUCGCCAAUCGCCGGCCCGGCUUUCACACAAUAGUAUUGAUAUGAGAAAUCUUGAAUUCUAGUCGUACUUGACGCAAAGAUAUAAAUAUAUCAGUACGUAUCGAUCGUAUGUUUGGAAAGAAAAUGCAUAGAAUACACCUACGAAGGAUUUUCAUUGUUUAUGACUGUACUAGCGGUGUUUUCCUGAUUGAGGACUAUUUUCGAAACAACUUAAACUAAAGAGGAAACGAGUUUGUUGAUUCUACAUAUGAGGGCGUCGUCAUUUUGAUAUGCAGCGCUACUUAUUAAGCUGUACACAUUGUAUAGAAGGCGACCCGAAUAUAGGCUUGAUAAAACUUGAUAAAUGCAGGGUGGUGACGGGUCAGGUUACCGGUUUAGCAAUAAAAUAGAUUGGCCAGCGCACAUACUUAGAACAAAACGUAUACGAAUUUCCUUUAGGAAAAACGUAAAUGGCAGAUUAUUCAGCUUAUUUCGUUCCUCGGGUCUUUCGGCAAAGUUGUCAAGAUUAUCUAGACUUUUUAAGUUGCCCAUCAUCGUUACGAAUGACAAUAAGAAUGUAUUGUAUAUAUGAGUGCCAAAUAAACGCAAAGCUGACAAAGUAUUUAACGAACGACAGAAACAAGGAGUCAACAGGGUGUUUUUUGUUUCAGUCCGUAGCAGAUACAUAUAUAUAUAUAAGUAAUCCAUUUGUAAUGUAUCAAUUUUGGACUAAAGAACACAAGUUUCACAAAUAGAUACAGUAUGAAAAUCGUAUUAAAAUAUUGAAAACGUUAACAUAUAAAUCACACGUAGUUUUCAAACUUCUAUGUAAAAAAAAAUUCUUCUAGCUUCUGAAUUGUACAAGUGCUCUAAAUUUUGGUUUACAAAAAACUUCAGCAACGAUAGGUCUCAUAAGAAGGGCGGCUUUUAUGUGAACUCUCAGUGGGAAGCUGCGCGUCCAUCAAACUUCCUCUUCCAUAAUUUCAUCCCUUUGAAUGCCUAUUGCCACAUAGAAUCGUCUUGUUAAAGCUAGAUAUUCUCAAAGUAAAAUUUAUUCAGUUUCGGCUAUGAAAAACUUUCGAACUUGUCUUCGUGGUAAGAUAUGCCAUAAGAAUACCUUGCUUUUACGUUCUACUCACCUCUUAAUUAGCCGUUAAUUAUCUAUAGUGCUUGUAUCAUUUUGCGAAAUACAGCAAAUUUAGGUGUUUAGUUUUCUUGUAACUUAUUCCGAAUGAACUCACGUAAGUGGCGUAAGACAUUAACAAACAGGUAGAACCUUAAUCGUUCUAAACUAUUGCAGUAGAUGAGGCAAAAAGGACCUUGAAAGGUGCACAGUGCUUACUAUGCAAAGAACGAUACCCUCGCAAAAUUAUGUUUUUCGACCUAAGCUCGAUUUUUCGUCUCCAAAAUCGAUCACAAAAACAGCAUCCUAUGUUGGUUCGUAUUAUAAGCGAAAUUGUUCACUGCUCUUACCACUUAAUUGUAGCACAAACAUUUGAAUAAAGUCAAUGCAUCAAAUACAGAUGACCCUAAUACUUGUUGGUUGUUGAAAACAUAUUAAGCGUUUUUCUAGCUGAAUGGUCUAGAGUUAUAAUUCUCCAAAAAAGUUCGACAUUUGGGUUCCGUAUGAACUGACGCACAAGCAUUCACUCGAUCGUAUUUUCAUCUGCCAAACUUUAUAGAAAUGAAAUGAAGUUGACACAUUUUUAAAACGAUUGAUCACGGAUGACAAAAAAUUGUAGUCAUGCGGAUCAUGGACUAUACACAUUUCUUUUCAUAGACCUAAACAGCAUUGGUGCCAUUAUCAUAAUUAACACGAAAAAUAUAGUGAGUUUUUGCCGAUAUUUUUCUCUAUUUCAAGAAACUCUGUCUUAAGUCUGAAUCUAAGCAUUUCAAUAGUUCUAGCACAUCCACUACUGUUAAAUUUUAGCUUUCCACUAACAUAAGCGCUGAUCCGACACGACUUCCGAUAGAAAUUGAAGUAUGUGAUUUUAGAGCCAUCUAGCUAGAAGAACGAGCGGUAUCUUCUUGACGACUCCAUAUAUAUAUAUGUAUGUGUUAAUAAAAAAAAAAAAAC
Molecule: messenger RNA, 8103 nt
Organism: Varroa destructor (honeybee mite)
Lineage: Eukaryota; Metazoa; Arthropoda; Arachnida; Mesostigmata; Varroidae
Gene: ex
Product: FERM domain containing expanded
Biological process (GO): positive regulation of hippo signaling
Cellular component (GO): cytoplasmic side of apical plasma membrane; cytoskeleton
Source: RefSeq, a predicted model, not a curated record